Messenger RNA from Oncorhynchus keta (chum salmon), 519 nucleotides. RefSeq lists its product as uncharacterized. The annotation marks the transcript as partial. The transcript has a single exon. NCBI's taxonomy places the organism in Eukaryota, Metazoa, Chordata, Actinopteri, Salmoniformes, Salmonidae. The record is from RefSeq and is a predicted model, not a curated record.
ACAGUGACAUCAACAACAUCAACAACUACUACUGCUACUACAGUGACAUCAACAACAACUACUACAGUAACAUCAACUACUACUACAGUGACAUCAACAACAUCAACAACUACUACUGCUACUACAGUGACAUCAACAACAACUACUACAGUGACAUCAACUACUACUACAGUGACAUCAACAACAUCAACAACUACUACUGCUACUACAGUGACAUCAACAACAACUACUACAGUAACAUCAACAACAACUACUACUACAGUAACAUCAACAACUACUACUACAGUGACAUCAACAACAUCAACAACUCUUACUACAGUGACACCAACUACUACUAAAGUGACAUCAACAACUACUACUACUGUGACAUCAACUACUACUACUGCAGUGACAUCAACAUCAACAACUACUACAACAGUGACAUCAACAUCAAAGACUACUUCAGCGACAUCAACAACUACCACUACAGUGACAUCAACAACAUCUACACCUAAUACUACAGUGACAUCAACAACAUGA